CGCCCCCAGUGGCUGGCGGCCGGCGUCGCCCUCCUGGCGGGAGAUUCCUGGGGCGCCGGGCGCAGAGCGAGGCGACCAUGGAGCGGCUGCGUGUUGUGUGGGAGCGGCUGCAGGCGUGGGAGUGCGCGUUUCGGCGGCGGAGCGGGCGGUUGCCGGGCCAGGAGGACGUGGAAGCGGCGCCCGAGGAGACCCGCGCGCUCUACCGGGAGUACCGCACCCUGAAGGAGGCACUGGGUCAGGCCGGCGGUCUCGGGCCUCACGGCUCGGAGCAGUCGGUUCCCGCGGCGGCGGCCGAGGAGAUGCUGGAGCCCAGCUGCUGGGGGCCCCACCUGAAUCGGGCUGCGACCCAGAGCCCCCAUCCUCCAUCCAGGCUCAGCUCUCAGGGAUCUGUGCAGGACUACGGGAAGAGGCUUAAGGCCAAUCUAAAGGGCAGUUUGCAGGCCGGGCCAGCCCUGGGCCGAAUACCUCGGCUUACACGAAGAUCCUCCUCCAAGAUGCCUUCCCCAGGGCCACCAGGCACAGGAGCUGCCACCAUCUCUCCAGAAGAAGUCAGUGAGGUGCCCCCCCAGCCUCCCAGGCCCCAGCUGAGGCCAGGCCGGCCCCAGCAGCUGAGGGCAUCCCUGAGCCUGCGGCUGGGCUCCCUAGACCUAGGCUGGCUGCAGCGGUGUCACAACGGGACCCCAGAUUUUCUGGGGGUUCCCAGGGCCUGCCAGCCUUGCCUGGGUACAGAGGAGUCCCAGCUUCUUACUCCAGGUGUUGCAUCUGUCCUCGGUCCCAGCGCUGGCCCUGAGGUGCCUUUACAGGGCCCAGAGGCGCCUUUACAGGGCCCAGAGGCUCCAACCCUCCCAGCAGCUGGUAUCAGUGCAGGGAACUCCCAGCCUGGUACCCGUCAAGGCAAGAAGCGGAGAUGGAGUGGGGAGCUGGAGGGAAGCCCUGCACAGACCCAGCAGGACAGUGACCGAGCAGGACCGCUGCCUGCGGGAGCUGGCGCUGCAGCGCCUGCAGAAGACUGUCCAGAGCAGCCUGUGCAGGCACAGCCCCCCAGCAAGCCCCCAGCCCCCAGACUUGCUGUCCGCGACAGGGGGAACUAUGUGCGGCUCAACAUGAAGCAGAAACGCUACGCGCGGGGCCCGGCCUCAAGGGGCAGGCUCCUCCGCAAGCAGGUAUGGAAGCAGAAGUGGCAGAAAAAAAGAGAGUGUUUUGGGGGUGGUCAGCCCAGAACCACAGCCCAGGAUUCCUGCUCCCCGUGUGGGCAGUUCAGUCACUGGGCAUCCCAGUGCCCUCAGCCAGAACUUACCUUGGCCCCUCAGAAGGAGGGUGGCAAGGAUGAGGGUGGCACACAGACCCGGGCCACGUUCAAGGAAGUAUCCCAGAGAAUGGGCACUGCCUGCCGCCAACUCUCUGGUGAAGAACACACAGAGCCUGCAGGGCCUGAGCUGCUGGUGCCCACAGGGCAGUCUGUGCCCAAGGCUCCUUGUCUGCCUCCUGUGCCACCACUCUAUCCGCCAGGGCCUUUGGGGCAGGUGGUAGACACGCCAGCUGAGGUGUUUCAGGCCCUGGAGCAGCUGGGGCACCAAGCCUUCUACCCUUUGCAGGAGCGUGUGGUCAUGCGGAUCCUGUCUGGCAUGUCCACGCUGCUGGUGCUGCCCACAGGGGCUGGUAAGUCCCUGUGCUACCAGCUCCCUGCACUGCUCUACUUCCGGCGAAGCCCCUGCCUCACAUUGGUCGUCUCUCCUCUCAUGUCGCUCAUGGACAACCAGGUUUCCGGCUUGCCCCCAGGCCUGAAGGCGGUCUGCAUCCACUCGGGGAUGACCCAGAAGCAGCGGGACUCUGCCCUGCAGAAGGUUCGGUCAGCCCAGGUGCAAGUGCUGAUGCUGUCGCCAGAGGCGCUGGUUGGGGCGGGGGGCGCUGCCCUCCUCACUCAGCUGCCACUGGUUGCCUUUGCCUGCAUCGAUGAGGCCCACUGCCUCUCCCAGUGGUCCCACAACUUCCGGCCCUGCUACCUGCGUGUCUGCCAGGUGUUGCGGGAAUGCAUGGGUAUUGGCUGCUUCCUGGGUCUCACAGCCACGGCCACGCGCAGCACUGCCCUUGACGUGGCCCGGCACCUGGGCGUGGCCGAAGAGUCUAUCCUCAGGGGGCCGGGCACCAUCCCUGCCAAUCUGCACCUCUCUGUGUCUUCGGACAGGGACCCAGACCAGGCUCUGGUGACGCUGCUGCAGAGUGAUCGUUUCCGUGCCCUGGACUCUGUCAUCGUCUACUGUAACAGACGAGAGGACACGGAGCGUGUCUCUGCCCUGCUGCGCACCUGCCUGCGUGAGGCCCGGGCCCCAGGAUCCCGAGGCCGAGCCCCGGAGGCUGUGGCUGAAGCCUACCAUGCCGGCAUGGGCGGCCGGGAGCGGCGGCGGGUGCAACGGGCCUUCAUGGAGGGCCGGCUGCGGGUGGUGGUGGCCACGGUGGCCUUCGGGAUGGGGCUGGACCGGCCAGACGUGCGGGCCGUGCUGCACCUGGGGUUGCCCCCGAGCUUUGAGAGCUACGUGCAGGCUGUGGGCCGGGCUGGGCGUGACGGGCUGCCUGCACACUGCCACGUCUUCCUCCGGCCCCAGGGUGAGGAUCUGUGGGAGCUGCGCAGACACGUUCACGCCAACGUCAUCGACUUCCUCGCCGUGAAGAGGCUGGUGCAGCGCGUGUUCCCGCCCUGUGCUUGCACUCGGCAGCCCCCAGAGCAGCAGGGAGACGAGAGCGGGGAAAGGCACUCGGGCAGGGUCCUUGUGGCUACAUCUCCCCAGGAUGCUGACCAUCCCGGCCUCGAGCACACAACCCGGUGCCCGGGCCACAAGCGGGCGCUCCCGGUGCAGCCAACCGUGCAAGCCCUGGAUAUGCCCGAGGAGGCGAUCGAGACUCUGCUGUGCUACCUUGAGCUGCACCCACAGCGUUGGCUGAAGCUGCUGGCGCCCACCUAUGCCUGCUGCCACCUGCGCUGCCCCGGGGGCCCCACCCAGCUCCAGGCCCUGGCCCGCAGGUGUCCCCCCCUGGCUGUGUGUUUGGCCCGGCAGUGCCCCAAGAAGACAGGUGGGGGAAGCAGUUCUGUGGAGCUGGACGUGGUCGAGCUGGCAGACUCUAUGGGCUGGGAGCUGGCCCCCAUGCGGCGGGCUCUCCACCAGCUGCGGUGGGAUCCAGGGCCUGGGACAGGUGUGCCUCGGGGCACGGGGGUGCUGGUGGAGUUCAGGGAGCUGGCCUUCCACCUGCACAGCCCCGGAGACCUGACAGCCCAGGAGAAGGACCAGAUCUGUGACUUCCUGCAUGGCCGCGUGCAGGCCCGUGAGCGAGAAGCCCUGGCCCGUCUGCACCGCACCUUCCGGGCUUUUCACAGCGUGGCCUUCCCCAGCUGCGGGCCGUGUCUGGAGCAGCCCGAUGAGGCACGCAGCGUCAGGCUCAAGGCCCUGCUCAGCCACUACUUCGAGGAAGAGUUAGAAGCACCGGGGGGCGUGGAGACCGAGGAGGACCCUGAGCCAGGACAGGCCAGGCUCCAGGACUGGGAGGACCAGAUCCGCCGGGACAUCCGCCACCUCCUGUCCUCGUGGCCAGAGCAGCGGUUCUCGGGCAGGGCCGUGGCCCGGGUCUUCCACGGCAUCGGAAGCCCCUGCUAUCCGGCCCAGGUGUACGGGCGGGACCAGCGCUUCUGGAGAAAGUACCUGCACCUGAGCUUCCAUGCCCUCGUGCACCUGGCCACAGAGGAGAUCCUGCUGUGGGGCUGCUGACCACCCUGCCGCGGAAGGACCCAGUUCCCCCACGUCACAGACACGGGCCUGAGCAGGGGCUGCGUGGCCACAGCAUGGGGGGUGUCAGGUGCAGCAGGUCCUCAAGGCAAAGAUGGGCACAGAUAUCAGUGGUCAGGACAGCGACCAACCACUCUGGACAAAGGCCACCAUCAGUAGCGUGGGGGCAAGGAGGCCCCAAAGCGCAGAAUAAAAGAUGCUCGAGUCA
Messenger RNA from Balaenoptera ricei (Rice's whale), 3984 nucleotides. It is a transcript of the gene RECQL4, whose product is annotated as RecQ like helicase 4. Bases 78 to 3758 code for a protein of 1226 amino acids. The transcript is spliced from 23 exons. Gene Ontology annotation, molecular function: four-way junction helicase activity; nucleic acid binding; 3'-5' DNA helicase activity. The record is from RefSeq and is a predicted model, not a curated record. Gene Ontology annotation, biological process: double-strand break repair via homologous recombination; telomere maintenance. Gene Ontology annotation, cellular component: chromosome; cytoplasm; nucleus. NCBI's taxonomy places the organism in Eukaryota, Metazoa, Chordata, Mammalia, Artiodactyla, Balaenopteridae.